This is a messenger RNA of Aspergillus oryzae RIB40, 909 nucleotides long. RefSeq names its product DUF3632 domain-containing protein. The transcript is spliced from 2 exons. The coding region runs from base 1 to 909 and encodes 302 amino acids. The record is from RefSeq and is a predicted model, not a curated record. NCBI's taxonomy places the organism in Eukaryota, Fungi, Ascomycota, Eurotiomycetes, Eurotiales, Aspergillaceae.
AUGCUCUCUUUAGAAGACCAGAUACGCAGUCGACAAAGAUUCGCCCUUCAUCAUAAAGCUGCUAUUGAUUUUGACCGGGAGACUUAUGGCUAUGACAAUGACAACAAAUACUGGCACCAAUCGCGACUAUUCAUACAUAAUAUCUCCAGUCGUUACACCAUAUCCGACCUCCCAAUAGUCUUCUACGAAUAUGACAUGCAAGAACUAUGGUACAUGAUCAUCCAAGGUGCCAAAAUCACAGAUGCCAAACACCCCGCCCAAGACCGCCUAGCAGGCCAAAUCUUGCAUGCUAAAGAAAUGGGCGUUUUGCGUCGCAGGAAUAAAACUUCGGGGGUCGAAGAGGAGGCGUCAACCUCCCACGGAAAGAUUUGGAUCGAUUUACCCUUCCUUGUGCAGGAGUUUCAAACUGCGUGGAACGCAGCCGACGAGCUACCGGCGAAGCAGCGGCAUAACCUUAGCGCAUUCAUAGCCCGCCUCAGCGCCUGGGGCGUGUGUGGCUCCGAAUUGUGUGUUUGUGCUCUUUCCAUUUUCAGGGAUACGUUUGAGACGCGCAGGCCGUUGGCUGUGACCGACGACCAACAAGAUGAUGGCUUGGUGCCCAUUGCUGAUCUGCUACCAGCAGCGGUUGCCUGGUUUGAGCUAUGUGGUUACAAGAUCGAAAACCUUUGUCUCUUGGGUCACGGAUUUGAGUCCUCGACUCUUGGUGAGCUUGCUAGAGAAGCACAAGUUGUGCCGGAUACCGGUUUUAGCACUUCGAGAUGGCUCUUUUGGAGGCGACGUCUGGAGGAGAUCAGCCAUUGUGACCAUGCGGAGAUGGCUGCUUUGGCACAGUGGGGUGUGAGGGUCAUGCAGUGUUGGGGGAAUGGCAGACUCUCUAUAAUAAUUCUAAGACAAUCAUUUGGGGUCUGA